This is a messenger RNA of Phymastichus coffea, 3195 nucleotides long. RefSeq names its product carbonic anhydrase-related protein 10 (gene CARPA). Gene Ontology annotation, molecular function: carbonate dehydratase activity; zinc ion binding. The transcript has 10 exons. NCBI's taxonomy places the organism in Eukaryota, Metazoa, Arthropoda, Insecta, Hymenoptera, Eulophidae. The record is from RefSeq and is a predicted model, not a curated record. The coding region runs from base 715 to 1731 and encodes 338 amino acids.
GCGCGCGCGCAGGCGCCCGAAACCUCCCGAGCGCAGCCUUCAAAGGCCAACGUGCCGCUGGCCGACGGCUCAGUCGCAAGCCCGAGCUCGCCGCAAGCACGAGCUUCGCACGACGGCCCCCCGAUCGACUGCCAAUCUGCCUGUCCCGCGUCCUACGCACUCCGCGCUCCUCCGGACUCUUGGCGAAUCCGCGUGUUUUCCGGCCCCUGCCCCCGCCGCCGGCCGUCGCGAGCGCGUCUGUGCUCGUUCGAGAAACUUGACUGUGUGAUUUUUCAAAAGGAAAAGAAGGGGGAACAGUGCGCAGGAGGCUUUGAGAGCUUUUCCGAGUCCCGGCGUCAACCUUCACGAGCUCGAGGAUAAGCCGUCUCUCAGUCGCGACGACGACGGCGAGAAGCGGCUUGAGCCGAUUUUACGGGGCCGUGAACCGGAGCGUAUCCCCGGAUAAUUGAGGGAUAUAUCGGCCGAGCGUAGGACCUUCAGCACCGAUGUGGCUAAUUGGAGCGGCGCGCUAGUCGAGACUACGAAGCGUCGCGCGUAGUAAAGUACUGGGAGCGAGCGCGAUGAGAGUCGACGAUCGACUCCCGGUCGCCGGCUGAUCAUCGGGGCGCUCGUUCGUAGAGCACUCGCCGAGCCACUUUUCAUCGCGACCCCCCGCGAUCAACACGACAACGAUCGAGAACGCCAGCCAAACUUCUGCCAGGCAACUCCAGGCCGAUGCGACUGCUCGGAAUGGCGAACGCGAGCUGCCGCUCGAUUAUGCUUUUCUGCGGAAUCCUCAUCCUUGCUGUUCUCCAAGAAACCAACGCGAGCUGGGAUGAUUGGUGGACGUACGAUGGCAUUUCAGGACCGUCGUUUUGGGGCCUAAUCAAUCCCCAGUGGUCCCUGUGCAGCAAGGGCAGGCGGCAAAGUCCUAUCAACAUCGAGCCUGACAAGUUGCUCUUCGACCCCCACCUGAGGCCGAUGAACGUGGACAAGCACAAGGUCUCAGGUCAUCUGCACAACACUGGUCAAUUCUUGGUGUUUCGGACGGAUAAAGAAUCCAAAGUACGAGUGAACAUCACUGGUGGGCCUCUCGCCUAUCACUAUCAAUUCGAAGAGAUUUACAUUCAUUACGGUCAAGAUGACAACCAUGGCUCGGAACAUCACGUCAACAAUUAUGCGUUUCCCGCCGAGAUUCAGAUUUACGGCUACAAUGCAGAACUGUAUCAUAACAUGAGCGAGGCGCAGCACAAGAGUCAAGGUCUCGUCGCAAUUUCGUUAAUGGUUCAGCUCAGUGAUACGCCGAACCAAGAGCUACGGAUAAUAACAAGCGUGUUCAACAGGGUACAGUUUCGAGGUGAUAAAGCUCCCGUACGGCAUCUCUCAUUAAAAGCUCUCAUGCCCGACACAGACGGCUACAUGACUUACGAGGGUAGCACGACGCACCCGGGCUGCUGGGAGACGGCGGUUUGGGUGAUUCUCAACAAACCUAUCUACAUUACUGCGCAGGAGCUGUACGCCCUGAGGAGGCUGAUGCAAGGACCUGACAGAAUGCCAAAGGCACCGCUCGGGAAUAACUCCAGACCGCUGCAAGGACUCCAUCACAGAACUAUUCGAACGAACAUCGAUUUUCGCAAGCGGCCGGACGCUAAGUGCCCGACGAUGGCGACGGACAUGCGAUACAAAGAUGACUUUUUCUUUCCAGCCAAUACGUGGCGAGACGAGACCACGUUGUCGCGCAACGUCGUCUGAAUUGUCCGCCGGCCAGUUCCAACGCUUCGCAACAAUUCACCAAAAAUCCCACGACUUCUUCCCGGCGGCGUCCCGCGGGCUCGAUCGCAUAAUGUGUUUUCAAACUCAAACAGACGAUACGACACAAUUAGUGUGAAUGGAGAAAGUUAUAUUUUCUAUUGCAGAUGUACGACGAUGAGAAAAGCGAACGAAUCAACAACUGAUAUUAUUAUCGCACGGCGCUUUACAUUUGCGAGAGCCGCGGUCAAUGAGUCAUAAGUUCCUUUAACGAUGGAAAGACGAAAAUAAGAGCAAAGUAAAUAGAAAAAAAAAAGAAAAUUCUGUCUGCUAUGUUCUGUACGUUGCGUACGUGCUUCAGGGUAGACCCGGAACACUCCAUCGAUUUGUAUAUUCGUUGUACGAUGGUCCCGGCUUUAUCCCGCAAGCACUUCACAGUUCAUUGUGUGAAUAUUAAAAAUAUAUAGCGCCAAACGAAUAUCUAACGGUAACUGCGUUGAAUUCUUUGCGGUUCUACCUACAAAAUAUUGUUUGUAUUUCGAAGAAACAAAGUGGAGAGGACGGCGAUAUUUAAGGCUUCGUAUACGUUGAGAACUGAUGUCUUGCAGACUGUCCUCUUCGAUAGAGGCAAGCUUCGAUAAAAAAGAAACAGAGAUGAUAAUAAUAAAAGAAACGUAAGUUUAACGAUAUUAUACAUAUACAUAUAUACAUAAUCCUGUGCAAUACACACACACACACAAAAGAUAAAAAUAAAAACGAUGAAAAAUUCUGUACAAAGUCGCAUGGAGAUUGUAAAAGUUUAUUUUAUUGCGCGUGUUGACGAUUACGGAAGAAAAAAAAGAAAACUCAAUUAAAUUCCAAGUAAGAAAGCGUUGAGACGUUAAUGCAAACCAAACUUGAACAAAGAAAAAAACACAAUAUGAUGCCGCUCAACUUUUUUAAUGCUUACAAUGCCAACGAUCUUUUGAUCUAAAUGACAGACUUUGUUGUCAAUUAUUUUUCAGUCAAGCGAUAAUAUAACGAAAGGAAAAAAGCCGCUCGACGACGACGAGUGCAACAUGUCAUCAAUUGUAACCAAAUCAUUCUGGAUAUCGAUCAAAACUAUAAUACUUCGUAAGAAGCUUUUGCGCGUUUGCUUGGUUUUCGAUGAUCUUAUGUAGGAGAGAGUCAUUUACAAGUCGAUUGCGGGAGACAGCGAGAAAGAUUGAAAGAGAUGCAAAUUAUAAAGGAAGUUUUAUGUAAAGUAGAUUAAUUGAGGUAUUUGGGGUUGGGUGGACUGUUAUUGGGAUCAUAGCGUAGUCGAUGAAUGAAUAACCCUGCGCUUUUGUAAAUACAGUAUCAUAUAGGCAUGAAAACUUUUAGGACAAAAUAAAAAAAUGUAUAGAAGAACGAAAAUUAAACUGUAUGAUUGAAACAAAAAUGAUUUAAAGGAAUGAACCAUUUAUUGGUUUACGAAUAAUGAUAAUA